Molecule: messenger RNA, 1640 nt
Organism: Schistocerca gregaria
Lineage: Eukaryota; Metazoa; Arthropoda; Insecta; Orthoptera; Acrididae
Product: phosphoglycerate mutase 2
Exons: 4
Coding region: 406-1299 (297 amino acids)
Biological process (GO): glycolytic process
Molecular function (GO): intramolecular phosphotransferase activity
Source: RefSeq, a predicted model, not a curated record
AUAUCCGUGAUUUUGUCAAGGGCAGGAGUAGCCCUCGCACGAAAAGAAAACAAAUUAUUAAAAUACUCUCUUCGGUGUUGAAACACUCCAGAUGAAAUUAUUUAGCAUGUUUUUAAAGUUUUACUGAAUUAUUAAUUACGGUAUAUGUCUGGAAAUGUAAUUACCUCUGGAGAUCACGUUUUAUACAUGGAAUGCCGCAGCGGAAAUAUACCUGUAUAGCAUCAAUUGUUUCAAGAAAUGCUAAGAGGUAUUAUGAUUGUAUUUUUUUCCAAAAUUAUUAUUAACGCGCCUUUAAUUAUAUUUUAUUGUAGCUUUGAAUUGCUAUCGAACUAUAUAAUACGUAAAUAUGGAAGGUGAUUCGAAACCUUGAGCAUAUUUUCGAUUCCACCGACUUCGAGUUCAACAAUGAUAACAUUUGCACGGAGGUUCUGUAUAUGCGAUACUUCACGAAGUUCGACCUUGCUCAGUGUCUGCAGAGGUCAUUCAAAAAGCAGCAGGAUGUCGUGCCCUUGCUCGGGAAAAACCGAUCCAAAACAAGCAAAAUACACGAUUGUUAUGGUGAGGCAUGGAGAGAGCGAAUGGAAUCAGAAAAAUCUCUUCUGUGGAUGGUAUGAUGCCAACUUGAGUGAGAAAGGUCAGCAAGAAGCUGCAAAUGCAGGGAAGGCUUUAAAGGAUGCUGGUUAUAAGUUUGAUAUCGCCCAUACUUCAGUUUUAACCCGAGCGCAAAAGACUCUUGAAGCCAUACUGAAAGAAAUUGGCCAGACAGAUUUGCCGGUGGAAAAGACAUGGCGUUUAAAUGAGCGGCACUAUGGCGGGCUAACGGGGCUCAAUAAAGCAGAGACAGCUGCAAAAUAUGGAGAAGAGCAGGUGCAGAUAUGGCGGCGAAGCUUUGAUGUUCCUCCCCCUCCAAUGGAUGAAGAAAAUCCGUAUUACAAGACAAUAUUGGAAGAUCCUCGAUAUGCGAAUGGUCCUAAGAAGGAAGAGUUUCCUAUGUUUGAAUCUUUGAAGCUGACAAUUCAAAGAACAUUGCCAUACUGGAAUGAUGUUAUAGUGCCACAGCUUAAAGCUGGGAAAAGAAUAUUGAUUGCUGCUCAUGGAAAUAGUUUAAGAGGAAUUGUAAAACAUUUGGAUGAAAUGUCAGAUGAAGCAAUCAUGGGUCUGAAUCUGCCAACUGGAAUACCAUUUGUAUAUGAAUUAGAUGCCAAUUUAAAACCAGUUGUUUCAAUGAAGUUUUUGGGAGAUGAAGCUACAGUGAAAGCAGCAAUGGAAGCAGUUGCAGCUCAAGGAAAAUCGAAAUAAAAUCUAUUAACUCAUGUAAAUUAUAAAAGGUAACUUAUUUAUUUUAUUGUAUGUAUGUGAAAUGUGAUUGUAAAUUAGGAAUUUUGAAGGCAUAAUUAAAACCUGUUGCUGAGCUACUGUCUCAUAAUUGAUAUUUAUGAAAAAAAGGAUUGUUGAGAAUAAAUUUGAUACCAUUUUUAUGCUCUUCAGGCCACACCUACUAAAACCUUUGUCAUGUGAAAUAUAUGCUACCAGAUAUGUUUUGGUAGAUAGAGAAAUUGUAAGACCAGAAUAGUGAGAGGUAAAAUAAAUGUUACCUGUUGAAAUAUUAAUUUUAAUUACAUAAUAAAGAGGUCACAAUA